UAAGUUUCAGAGGCCUCUGUUAUCCCGUGUGUGCGUGCAUAUGAAAGAGAGGCAGAGCCACCUGUUGGUGGUCACCUCAGUCCCCACUGCGCCCCUCUCUACAGUCUAGACCAUCGUCUGCAUGGUAUGGCACAGGGAUAUGCAUACAUAUGCUAGACAACAGCGGAGCCACAAGGCAACACACACAUACGCACAAGAGCUCUUGCAGUAUUGCACCCGUCUGCCAUCUAUAUAGCCUCUAGCAUUUGCUCCCUUAAGCUGUUUCUCUAAUUCCAAGCAUACUACCAUCCUCCCGUUCCCUAUCCAUCUUCUCAUUUUGGGGCAGGGGGGUUAUGGCCAGUGGUAUCCCCACAACAACCUCGAGCUCCCUGCUCCUCUUCUUCCUCCUCUCUUGCUUGCUCAUCGGCCAUGCUCUCUGCAACCAAGGCCACCAUGGCAGCAUCUCAGGUGCAGACUAUGGAGAACAAUAUGCUCACCAGGGAUUACCUGAAGAACAUAUAGACCUGCAAGAGAACAUCAAGCAGGGUCUAAACAAGGAGAAACCGCCCAAGUAUGCAAGGAGAAUGCUGAUUGGUUCAAUUGCUCCCAUAUGCACGUACAACGAAUGCAGGGGGUGUCGAUCCAAGUGUACCGCUGAGCAAGUUCCGGUGGAUGCAAAUGACCCCAUGAAUAGUGCCUAUCAUUACAAGUGUGUCUGCCACAGGUGAUCAUUGAUGGUUAGUAGGAGCUUCUAUGAUAUGAUAUGUCUAGUAGAGAGUAGUAGUUUUCCUUCAGUCUCCUCUUCUUUUCCUUCUAUUCUCUUUCUCUGUUAAAAAGGCUUCUUCUUUUUUCCUUUUUCUUUUUUACUAGAGGUUAACUAGUAGCAGACUGGAGGGGCAUUUUGUACUGUAAGAUGUCUAGUUCAGCUUGUGAACUAGUAAUUUUGAGAGUGAAUGGUCUGAAAUUUUGA
Aegilops tauschii subsp. strangulata is the source of this 949-nucleotide messenger RNA. RefSeq lists its product as uncharacterized. Gene Ontology annotation, biological process: positive regulation of stomatal complex development. NCBI's taxonomy places the organism in Eukaryota, Viridiplantae, Streptophyta, Magnoliopsida, Poales, Poaceae. The record is from RefSeq and is a predicted model, not a curated record.